AUUUUAUGAUUGGUAUUCCGAUGAAGUACAAGAUAUUGCUACUAUAUGUGCAAGAAGAUUUAAGAUCAUUUGUUAAAAUAUUGUAUUUAUUUUAGACACAACAGCAUUUCUGCUGCUCUGGAGUGAAACACACAAGCUUGCGCAUUCGCAUUCUCCCACACAGAUGGGCUCAGGAUGCUUAGUCCACUGACCUCCAAUCUGUGUAUUUUUUUAAGCUUGAUGCUGGCCCGAGUCCCGGGUAUGUGAGAGAAUCACUGGACUAGAAUAAAGACCCUGAAUAGACAAAGCCUCGCUUCUCCUAACCCGCCUUCCCGGGAGCUCCCAUUUUCCCAAGUCCUUCCAAACUCCCACCGCAAACCGCAGCUCUCUGCCAGCUCCAGGUCCACAUCUACAGUACAUCGGCACUCAUUCCUGUCAUGAAUUCCAUGUGGACAUAUUUGCUUAUGUUCAAUCUUUUGCUUUUAUUAACAAUGUCAUUGAAAGUGGAUUCAAACUAUCACAUAGGUCCUGGAGACAGUGAUGAUGCUGACUACAAGGACCCCUGCAAAGCUGCUGCUUUUCUGGGCGACAUAGCAUUAGAUGAGGAGGACCUGCGCUUGCUUAAAGCCAACUAUAUGGAUGCUAAGAAUGACUCUUCUAACUUCUCUAUACCUGAUUCAGCAAACAGAUCCUCAGGUAAUGGAAAAGACAAUGCAAAGGACAAGCCAAUUUUGGCUGGUCAAAGACUCCUACGCAGACGGAGAGCAGCCACAGCCAGAACUGAGAGAGUUUGGCCAGAUGGCAUAAUACCCUAUGUUAUCAGUAGCAACUUCAGUGGUAGCCAGCGAGCCAUUUUCAAGCAGGCCAUGCGUCACUGGGAGAAACACACUUGUGUGACAUUCAUCGAAAGAAGCACAGAAGAGAGCUACAUCGUCUUUACUCUGCGGCCAUGUGGGUGCUGCUCAUUUGUCGGGCAGAGAGGUGGAGGUCCACAGGCUAUAUCUAUUGGGAAGAACUGUGACAAGUUUGGCAUCGUGGUGCAUGAACUCGGGCAUGUCAUUGGAUUCUGGCACGAGCACACACGACCCGACCGGGACGAGCAUGUUGAUAUAUUUAGAGAAAACAUCCAGCCAGGUCAGGAGUAUAAUUUCAUAAAGAUGGAGCCAGAUGAUGUGGAUUCGCUUGGAGAGGUUUACGACUUCGACAGUAUCAUGCAUUAUGCCAGAAACACCUUUUCCAGGGGCAUCUAUCUUGAUACCAUGCUGCCAAAGUAUGAAGUUGAUAGAGUCCGACCUCCCAUCGGGCAGCGGACGAGACUAAGCAAAGGGGACAUCGCUCAAGCUAGGAAAUUAUAUAAGUGUCCAAGAUGUGGCGAGAGUCUUCAGGACAGCACUGGAAACUUCUCCUCCCCUGGGUUCCCUAAUGGAUAUGCUACAUAUCUUCACUGUAUAUGGAGAAUAUCUGUCACGCCUGGGGAGAAGAUCGUUCUUAAUUUUACUUCAAUGGAUCUGUACAGAAGUCACUUGUGCUGGUACGACCAUGUGGAGAUUCGUGAUGGAUACUGGAGAAAUGCACCUUUGAAAGGCCGUUUUUGUGGAGACCAGCUCCCCGAGGCCAUCGUGUCCACUGACAGUCGACUGUGGAUUGAAUUCAGCAGCAGCAGCAGUAAUUGGGUGGGGAAAGGCUUCUCUGCUGUCUAUGAAGCUAUUUGUGGAGGUGAAGUGAAACGAGAUAGUGGACAGAUCGAGUCACCCAAUUACCCUGAUGAUUAUCGACCUAAUAAAGUGUGCACAUGGAAGAUCAUCGUACCCCAGGGGUUUCAUGUGGGUCUCGUCUUCCAGUCGUUUGAGAUUGAGAAACAUGACAACUGUGCAUAUGACUACCUGGAACUGCGAGAUGGCGAUUCCGAGAACAGCCCUCUACUGGGCUGCUUCUGUGGCUACGAAAAGCCAGACGAUAUCAAGAGCAGCUCCAACCAGCUGUGGAUGAAGUUUGUAUCUGACAGUUCUGUGAACAAAGCUGGGUUUGCAGCUAAUUUCUUCAAAGAGAUUGACGAAUGCUCCAGGCCUGAUAAUGGUCACUGUGAGCAGCGCUGCGUCAACACCCUGGGCAGCUACCACUGCGGCUGCGACCCUGGAUACGAGCUCAACCCGGACCGCCGCAGCUGUGCAGCAGCUGCCUGUGGUGGAUUCAUCUCCAAACUCAAUGGGUCCUUCACUAGUCCAGGAUGGCCGCAGGAAUACCCACCUAACAAGAACUGUGUGUGGCAGCUCAUUGCCCCAGUGCAGUACCGCAUCACUCUUCUUUUUGAUGCUUUUGAGAUCGAAGGGAACGAUGUUUGUAAAUAUGAUUACCUUGAGGUACACAGCAGCCUCUCAACAGAUGCAAAGCUUCAUGGGAAAUUCUGUGGCACAGAGAAACCAGAGGCGAUCACAUCCCAACUCAACAGUAUGCGCGUUGAGUUCAAAUCAGACAACACCGUGUCCAAGAGAGGCUUCAAAGCUCAGUUCUUUUCUGACAUGGAUGAGUGUUCUAGGGAGAAUGGAGGGUGCCAGCAUGAGUGUGUGAACACGUUUGGGAGCUACAGCUGUCAGUGUCGUGGCGGCUUUGUGUUGCAUAGCAAUAAACAUGACUGCAAAGAAGUGGGCUGUGAUCAGGUCAUUACCAGUGUUUCCGGUAUCAUCACAAGUCCAAACUGGCCAGAUAAAUACCCCAGCAAGAAGGCCUGCACAUGGAACCUAUCCACCACCCCAGGUCACCGCAUUAAACUGGCUUUUGAGGAGAUUGACAUGGAGGCUAAUGAAGAGUGUGCAUAUGACCACUUGGAGAUAUAUGAUGGGCCAAAUGGCAGAGCAACCAGUUUUGGUCGCUUUUGUGGGAGUAAAAAGCUAUCGCCUGUCAUUUCCAGUGGCAAUAGCAUGUUCCUGCGGUUCUUCUCGGAUAACUCAGUACAGAAGAGGGGUUUUAAGGCCUCUCAUUCAGCAGAGUGUGGUGGUAGUCUGAAGGCAGAGACCAAGACCAAGGAUCUGUAUUCCCAUGCACAGUUUGGUGACAACAACUAUCCCGGAGCUUCAGACUGCCAGUGGGUGAUCUCAGCGGAGAAGGGCUAUGGGGUGGAGCUCAUCUUCCACAUCUUUGAGACUGAGGAGGAAGCUGACUGCGGCUAUGAUUAUGUGGAGCUGUUUGAUGGUGCUGAUGUCAAAGCACCCAGGCUGGGACGUUACUGUGGGUCUGGGCCGCCAGAGGAGAUCUACUCAGCUGGUGAUGCCAUUGUCAUCCAAUUUCACUCAGAUGACACCAUCAACAAGAAAGGCUUCCAUGUUCGGUACACAAGCACCAAGUUCCAGGACACUUUGCACACUAGUAAGUGAGUUCAUCAUGACAGAAAUGCUCUGGAGAACAUAGCAGCCAGGGGUCUCUGAUACCUUCUGCACACCUGUGUUGGUGAUGC
Messenger RNA from Carassius carassius (crucian carp), 3430 nucleotides. Its product is annotated as bone morphogenetic protein 1-like. Gene Ontology annotation, molecular function: serine-type endopeptidase activity; zinc ion binding; metalloendopeptidase activity. Gene Ontology annotation, biological process: proteolysis. Lineage: Eukaryota; Metazoa; Chordata; Actinopteri; Cypriniformes; Cyprinidae. The record is from RefSeq and is a predicted model, not a curated record. Bases 417 to 3350 code for a protein of 977 amino acids. The transcript is spliced from 20 exons.